AUGACAGCUGGAGAAAAGUUUACUGGUUAUGCUGGUUUAGAGCCAUUUGUUUUGAAGGAUGAAAAGACACACUUGCAAGUUUAUCAAUUUGAACCACGUCCUCUUGAAGACGAUGAAGUAGAGAUAAAGGUCUCUGCUUGUGGCAUCUGUGGAUCUGAUGUUCAUCAAUUGACCAAUGGUUGGAAGCGAGCCACGUAUCCUCUUAUUGCUGGCCAUGAAUUUAUAGGUCAAAUCACGGCUGUCGGUAGUCAAGUACGUGAUAGAUAUGUAGGUCAACGCGUUGGUGUUAGUCCUAUAUGUAGAUCAUGCGGAGAUUGUGUUGAGUGUAACAGUGCCCAUGGCCAACUUUGUCCUUCCAAAGUAACCACAUAUAAUGGCAAUUACAAGGGAAAGACAACCUAUGGUGGAUAUUCAGAUAGAGUACGAGUUCAAGGAACUUGGGCUAUUCCUAUUCCUGACAACAUUAGUGACCAAGAGGGUGCACCUUUACUUUGUGCAGGAAUUACAACUUUUCUUCCUUUUAAGCAUCAUAAUAUUGAUGCUAACACAUCAGUUGGCAUUAUUGGUAUUGGUGGGCUUGGCCAUUUAGCUAUUCAAUGGGCCCGUGCUAAAAAAUGUGCUCAGAUAUUAGCGAUUUCAACAUCCACUAGAAAGAGCCAAGAUGCCUAUGCAUUGGGUGCUACCGACUUUGUUGUUCUGGACAAGGAUGGCCAAUUUGAUAGUAAAUAUGCUCUUAGUGUAGAUGUCUUGCUUGUAUGUGGAUCAGGUAAAUCUACCAACUGGGGCAAAUUAGCAGAACUUGUAAAGACAAGAGGCAAGAUUGUAUUGAUUGAUUUGCCUGAUGAGCCUAUUUCUAUGCCUGCUGGAGCACUUUCUUAUCGUCACAUUAGUUUGGUUGGCACCUUUGUAGGCAGUAAUGUAGAUUUAGAGGAAAUGUUGGCAUUUGCCAGCGAAACAGGUGUUCGACCUUGGAUCCAAACUGUCGAGAAUACAUUAGAAGGUGUAAAUGGUGGUAUCAAAGACCUAAUUCAGGGAAAAGCCCACUAUAGAAUUGUCAUUGGUGGUCGUCAAUAAUAAAACAUUUUAUUUUAAUUUUAAUUUUACAAGCCUUCUUUAGGCCACAUCCAACCAAACGUAUCUUCCAUAUCACCACUUUGAAUACCACGGUAUGCAUCGUAUAGUUUCUUGAAGCCUUCACCAAUAUCUGUUUGUUCGCCACUACCAAUGACGAUGGUUUGGUUGCCAUGAACAAUCUUCUUAACAGGUGUGAUAAUAGCAGCUGUUCCACAAGCAGCAACUUCUUCAAAUUUGCCUUCUUCCACUUCUUUCAAAGCAACAGCUCUUUCUUCAACCUUCCAGCCAAGGUUCUUUGCAAUAUCUUCAAGAGAAAGACGAGUAACAGAUCUAAGGAUACUGUUUGAAUCAGGUGUGACAAACGUACGAACACCGUUAGCAUCUUUUGAAAGGUGUUAGUCCUACAAUCUACCUAUAUGUGUGAUUUACCAGGAUAAGUAAGAGCAACAAAAUUGGAUGUAGAGAAUUCAUCAAUAUGAGUAUGCGUCUUUG
Molecule: messenger RNA, 1566 nt
Organism: Gilbertella persicaria
Lineage: Eukaryota; Fungi; Mucoromycota; Mucoromycetes; Mucorales; Choanephoraceae
Product: alcohol dehydrogenase-like protein
Exons: 7
Coding region: 1-1074 (357 amino acids)
Biological process (GO): alcohol metabolic process
Molecular function (GO): zinc ion binding; alcohol dehydrogenase (NADP+) activity
Source: RefSeq, a predicted model, not a curated record